Molecule: messenger RNA, 1482 nt
Organism: Cyclocybe aegerita
Lineage: Eukaryota; Fungi; Basidiomycota; Agaricomycetes; Agaricales; Hemipholiotaceae
Source: the annotation of a GenBank genome assembly
AUGCCAAUGAUUCACGACCUUCCUAUGGAGCUACUCUCACGAAUUUUCUUCUUCCUCUACAUGAAAAGCCGCAAAGAAGUCCGAAUGAUGCGUAUAAUUCUUGAUACACCCGAGGACGACAUCCUCGGAAAGACAGAAUGGGCGGAUAAAGACCCUCGCAGCCUAGCGCUCUUCCCCCACGCUCAAGCGAAGGUCUGCCAACACUGGCUGAACGUCCUUUCAACCCAUGCAAUUUUCUGGGAUCGAGUCAUUUUUGAUCUUCGGGAAGACCCAACGCGGAUGUUGGACUCCCUUCGCUGGUCGAAGGACCUGCCACUCGAGAUUUUCGCAUUCAACUCGUCGCCCUUCCCUAAUCCCCAGCACGACAAUUUCCAGGCGCAACGCGACGCAGUCGCAUUGGAACUUUCUCGAUUUCAGGCGUUAAUGGUUGUCUGCACACCUCACAUCAAGCGUUGUACAUCGGUUGUGUUGGAAGCAAUGUACCCUACUUCACUCUCACCUUGUUCCUUGUUCCUCCAGUCGCACUGCAAACCCUCGGAUCUUUGCACAUUGAUGCUCACUUCAGUACGAGCUGCCAACCCCCCAUCUCCUCUGGCUGCCGUCAAUCCUUCAUCGGACCCACCUUCGAGCCUCCCACCGCUUGUUCAAUAUCAAUCACUCAAGCUUCUCUGCCUUGACGCCUCCGUAUUCAUGUCAUUUGGAAGGAUGUUCAAAGGACGAGAGAACGACAUUGCGAGUCAUCGAGGAUGCCUUAUGGUUUCAAGAUAUAUCUUCCACUACGACAAGAACGGGGCCUUCGACGGGCCCUUCACAGUGGACGACUUUUUGGACUGUAUUGAAAAAAUGGGUCCAGAAUACAUCACCUUGCGCGACCUCCUCGUACAAGGACCACACGAUGAGCAACCUACACUGGAACCACCCGCGUAUUUCUACCCAUUCUCGACCCCUGCACUCCUCUUCGAAAACGUCUCCGCGCCUCUCUUGUCAGCGUACUUCGACCGCUUCCCACUCGAGGACGAGUCAGUCAAGUUCAAAUUUUGUGACAUCCCAGCGGUACCAAAAGGGUGCAUGGUUUGGUGCUAUUUCCUCACCUUAGAAAACAUUCCGGCGUCGACAGACCUUCGUGGUCUCCUUAAUUCCUGGGACGGCGGAGAGCUUACAGUCAAAAAUUGCCCGUGCUUCGACGACUCUUUGUUAUCCUGGCUUGCCCGGGACCCCGGCCAUGUGCCGCGUUUACGGAGCCUCGAGAUCGAAAAUUGCAAUUCGUUUACGAUGAAAAGACUGCGGAAACUGAUUCGUCUCAGAACACGAGAACCGGACUCUAGCUCUACCUCAGAGGAGGAUGGCGACUUUGCAUAUAUCAACACGCUCUUCGUGUGCGGAGAUAAUUACUCCCUUACCGCAGAAGAGCUUUCCUGGUUCAAGAGCCAUGUCGACGCGUGGUUCACCACAUCUCAGCAUUUUCUGUACAUUCCCCUGUAG